UUCAGCGGGUUCACUGUUUAUGUUAUGCUAAACCUGUUCGCCGUUGACAGCUGGUCGGCAGGUGGCGCACGGCGGAAGUUGUGGGAUUAAUAUCAACCGUCGUCAGUUUAAUUUGGGACGCAGCACGGGCAAAACUAGCUCUGGAGUGGGUGUUUGUUUGAUAUAAAUUGUAGUCUACUUUCAUUUACUACAUAUUCCUUCCCAUAAAAGUCGUCAAUAUAAACCAUUGUACCCGUAUCGCCCUCAAAACGCUCCAGCGGCUGUGUUAGUGAGUAUUUUAUUUUGAAAAACCAGGCACCGGAAGCGUCAUUUAUCAGUUAUACUGGCUUGACAGUAGCUACACAGGCACAUCAGCUGUACAUGCGAGAGGAAUACUGACCUAAUUAAUUGCACAGGGGACAACAACAGCAACGACGACACAACACAACGCAGCGACCGACCGGAGUGAAUGCCAUUUUUCUUGUAAAUCAGCCAGAAGAUACUGUGCGUGGGACUUGGUGUCAUUACAGAGAAAGCUCCACCAACCUGUCUGCCUAGGAGCCAAUACAGAGCUGACAAGCGUGCUAUUGACUGCUGCGGCUGAGAGAUUGGACGAGGAGGAAGAAACAGCCAAAGAGACAGAGAGAGAGAGAGAGAGAGAGAAAGCUCUUCCUCUCUGAAUAUAAGGGGGUUUUUGGUCACAGAGAUCAUUGUUUUGCAGACGCUUCUCAAGGGAAAAGUAGCCAUUGAAAUGGCCAAGCUGUCAUCAGCCCAGGUGACCGAGUGCACCUGAGCAGUACUGGGGCUGCACACACUCAAAGUCACCACCAGCCUGUGGGCAUUUAGUGCGCAGUUAAAGAGCAAAUCUACUGUGUUACAGAUUGAACAACGUGACUGAAUCCCUCACAUUUUUUUGUCCGGAUUAUUUUUACCUGGAGGUUGUUUUUUUUUUUUUUUUGGUGGCUUACCUGCAAGAGGAAAAACAGGCUCAGGAGGACUAAUGACGUUACAGAUGACUGUUUGUGGAUUUGGGAUUUACUGAGCUGUUGAUUAUAGCACACGAGAAGGCUGUUAGGACUCAGGCGUCCAUGUGCAGGAAUGCAGAUCCACGUAUGGAGACAGACCAUACAGCAUAGCAUUUGAGCAGCGGAGCCCGUGAAGGCCCCAGUGACGGCCAUGUUGGAUCUCUUCCUCAGACUGCUGGUGUCGACCCGUCUUCACCCAUCGCCUCACAGCACCUGGCUGCCAACCUAACUCCUCACUCCCUCUCUCUUCCCCACAUCUCUUUCUUCCACCGCCUGGCCGGGAGAAAGGUCCUUGGUCCUUGUGGAAAAUGUCCUAUGCACACCACAAGCUGCUCACCUGGAGCUUACCUCACCUCCUCCUCCUCCUGCUGACCUACCUCUUGCUCUUAGCUUCUCCAACAGGUGUGUCUGCAAAUCUCUGCCGGGUGACUGGCGGGGUGCUGGGGAUCCACUGGAGCAACAUCGUCAGCCUCGGGUGGCACUCUCUGGCAAAUGGGAGAGGUGGGGCGACAUGCUGGGAGUCCUGCUGUUUGAACCCAAGCUGCAGUGCCGUGUGGAGCCUCGGCGGGCAAUGUGUGCUUCUCAGCUGCUCGCGGAAGAGGGGCUGCCCAAUCACCUCCCUGCCCCAGCCCUACCAGGAGUCCCUCGGCCUCCUUCAGCUGCUCUCAAAGGGUCCUGUCAUCACAGCAAAACGUCGAAGACUUCGUCACGCACAGCAUACAGGAAGCCACACGCUGGACACAGAACCCCUUACCCGCACGGACAGUCCCAAACUGGAAACUGCUCACCUAACUCCAGCAGUACCCAGCACUAGUACACUUCUCCAGACAGCCCAAAAGAACCUUAGUCAGGUAGCCAACGGGAGUGCAGACAUUGCUUCAGCUCCAUCACAGCAGAACUCAACGGCGGACAGCACUGUUGAUACUCCUGCGUCUUCCAGUGGCAGUGAUGUCAGCACACCCACAGCCACAACUGCAGCUGCUAUCAUCACAAUUCCAACACAGGCUGUGAGGGAGCUGGUGGUGUCAGCAGGAGAGAGUGUGGAGGUCACACUGCCCCGCAACGACAUUGAGCUCAACGCCUUUGUCGUCCCACCACCCCCGCCAGGGACAAGCUAUGCAUUUGACUGGCGUCUGAUAACUCAUCCCAAAGAUUACAGUGGGGAGAUGGAAGGGAAGCACAGCAAGUCGCUGAAACUCAGCAAGCUGACUGUGGGUCUGUAUGAGUUUGAGGUGACAGUGGACGGGGAGGGGGCCCAUGGAGAAGGUUAUGUCAAUGUCACAGUCAAACCAGAACCGCGGGUAAACAAGCCUCCUGUUGCCGUAGUUUCCCCCAAGUUCCAGGAGAUCUCCUUGCCAACCAGUUCCACGGUCAUAGACGGCAGCCAGAGCACAGAUGAUGACAAGGUGGUGGCGUGGCACUGGGAAGAGGUGAAAGGUCCCCUGAGGGAGGAGAAGGUCUCUGCCGACACCCCUGUCCUCACCCUCACCAGCCUGGUGCCUGGGAACUACACAUUCAGUUUAACAGUGACAGACUCAGACGGAGCCACAAACUCGACACAGGCCACACUCUUAGUCAACAAAGCCAAGGAUUACCGGCCUGUGGCUAAUGCUGGCCCUAACCAGGUCAUCCAGUUGCCACACAACUCCAUCACUCUGAACGGGAGCCUAAGCACAGACGACCAUGACGACCUGUCCUAUGAGUGGUCCCUCAGCCCCGCAAGUAAAGACAAGGUGGUGGAAAUGCAGGGCGUACGGACGCCGAUCUUGCAGCUGUCAGCCAUGCAGGAGGGAGACUACACCUUCCAGCUGACCGUGACGGACUCAGCCGGACAGCAGGACACCGCCCAGGUCACUGUCAUUGUGCGGCCAGAAAACAACAAGCCGCCAGUAGCAGACGCAGGACCGGAGAAAGAGCUGACGCUGCCUGUCGAUCGCACCACACUGGAUGGUAGUAAGAGCAGCGAUGACCAGAAGAUAGCCACCUACCACUGGAAACAAACCAAGGGUCCUGAUGGUGUGGAGAUUGAAAAUGCAGACAGUGCUGUUGCCACGGUGACAGGUCUGGAGGUCGGCACGUACGAGUUCACCCUGACUGUAACUGAUGAGAGGAAGCUGCAAAGUAGCGACGCUGUCACAGUUAUCGUCAGAGAAGAGCUGGACCAGCCUCCAGUGGCUCGCGUUGUGUCGAGCCCACCCAUCAGUCUGCCUGCCAGGACUGGCACUCUAGAUGGAUCUCACUCCACUGAUGACAAAGGUGGAGUCAGCUAUCUGUGGACCAGAGAUGAUAGCAGCCCUGCUGCUGGGGAUGUACUGAAUAACUCCGACCACCAGGCAGUGCUGUUUCUGGGAAACCUGGUUGAGGGGAAGUACAGCUUCACCCUGACUGUAACUGACAGUAAGGGACAGACCAGCACGGAUAGGGGCACUGUGGAGGUCAAACCAGACAUAUGGGAGCGUGACCUGGUGGAGCUGGUGCUGGAGGUCUCUGUAUCCCAGGUCUCCCACCGUCAGCGCGACAUGCUGCUGCGCCAGGUUGGGGUUCUACUGGGCGUGCUUGACAGUGACAUCAUUGUGCGAGAGAUCAGUGCGUUCAAUGAGCACAGCACUCGUUUGGUCUUCCUGGUGUCAGGCGGUCCAGGGCGCCCUCCUCUGUCAGGACGCAACGUUGCGCUUGGCCUCCGCAACAAACUGCGCAAACAGAAGAAUGACUUUCUCAUCUACAAGGCCCGACGAGUGGAUACAGUCAUCUGCCAGCUGAACUGCUCGAGUCACGGUGAGUGUGACUCGUUCACUCGGCGUUGUGUCUGUCACCCUUUCUGGAUGGAGAACUUCAUCAGAGCUCAGCUUGGAGAUGCAGAGAGCAACUGUGAGUGGAGCGUAUUAUAUGUGACAAUAGCAUCCUUCAUGAUUGUGGUUGCCAUAGCAACGGUUGUCUGGGGGAUGGUGUGUUGCUGCAACAGGCGUAAGAGCAAAGUGCGCAGAAGCAAAAGCAGGUAUAAAAUGCUAGAAGCUGAUGAGCAAGACAGCCUGGAGCUACAACCACCAAGAGCUGCACGCUUGAAGCCGGUGCCCGCUCCCACCUCCUCUGCCCUCAUGCACUCGGACUCUGACUUGGACAGUGAUGAUGGGCAGGGCGGGGUCCCGUGGACGGAGCAGGAGCGCGGGCAUCUCCUGCGGCCCCAGAACGGCUCCCUGAGGAACGGACAGGGGCCGGUGAGGGGCAAAAAGCAAAGAGAAGAGCUGCUAUAGCAAGAGAGGAAGGGGGGAGCUUGCCGCUGCCCUCACACGUACACCUCCACCUCCAGCUAUCAUGCCCACUCUUUUCCUCACGCCUCCCAUUUCUCUUUUGUUGUUCUUCAACACAGAAACCUCACACCUCUCAUUCAUGAAGACAAACUGUGUGAUACCUGGAUUAAGGAAGAAAAAAGAGGAAAAACAUGCUGGAAACAUGUUGUCCCACUAUCACAGAAAAUACACCACUGUACUAACAUUUCCCUGCUCCCACACUGAGCCACUAUGGAGGAAACACACGCUACCCUGAGAAACAGGGCUGAGCACUGUGCUUUGAAUGGUGUAAAAACAGAACGUAGAUCCCUAUUAUUUAACACAGAGACAUAACGAAUGUACUGUUACCCCUUACGGCGCACGAAGUAGCCUGAGUGACACUUGACUUUCUGGAUUUCAAAACAAAAACUCUGCUUCAGCGACACGAAAACCAGCCACUUGACACGCUCACACCUUGCCUCUUGUAGACACGCAUGCACACGCACAAAGACGUCGUAUUCACACUGUUCCAGGUCAACCUGAUGCUACCAAACACUGCCAUGUAAAAAUCAAUGGUUAACUCUGCUCUGAUGAUUUUUCGUUAGUGGCCGACACGGUGACUCGUCGGAAAGGAAAAACACAACCAAAACAAGAGCUACCAACAGCAAAGGACCCUGCUCCAAAUAACAAAAAAAAUUGCAUGAAGAGUGACAGAUUGCAGUUCUGGUACAACUGGAUGCUGGAAUGAUCGUCUGCAUGUUUGUGUGUUGAAUGUAUGUGUGGAUUUUUCUGGCUACUGUGUCAAAAGAUGUUUCUUCAGAGCCAUUUGUAUGUUUUUAUUUCUGUUACCCUGUGAAAGAGUCGCAGGGUUGUCAGCGAUGACACUCAGAGCCAGAAGAUCCUUUAAAAAGAAACGUGUGCUUUUAUUUUGAAGUCGUUGGGACACACUGGAAUACACAACACUAAUGAGUUUAGUCUCAACGGAGAUGAUUACGAGGAGAAGUUCACAACACAACAAAUGGGACUGCUUCCUCACUCACCUCAAUAUGAAUUAAUGUAACAACUGCUUGAAACAUGAAGACCACUUAAGUUUU
Messenger RNA from Epinephelus lanceolatus (giant grouper), 5364 nucleotides. RefSeq names its product KIAA0319-like ortholog. Gene Ontology annotation, biological process: neuron migration. Gene Ontology annotation, cellular component: membrane; cytoplasmic vesicle; Golgi apparatus. The record is from RefSeq and is a predicted model, not a curated record. NCBI's taxonomy places the organism in Eukaryota, Metazoa, Chordata, Actinopteri, Perciformes, Serranidae.